Fimicolochytrium jonesii is the source of this 2735-nucleotide messenger RNA. RefSeq lists its product as uncharacterized. Gene Ontology annotation, molecular function: ATP hydrolysis activity; DNA binding; ATP binding. The record is from RefSeq and is a predicted model, not a curated record. NCBI's taxonomy places the organism in Eukaryota, Fungi, Chytridiomycota, Chytridiomycetes, Spizellomycetales, Powellomycetaceae. Gene Ontology annotation, cellular component: nucleus. Bases 167 to 2605 code for a protein of 812 amino acids. The transcript is spliced from 4 exons.
CGAUUCUGUGUGUUUUCCCAGACAUUUCCCAGGCCGACGCACUCCUGAGAAUAUAUGUACUGUACAGUACAUCUACUUGAGUGGGCAUCAGCACCUGCCCUUUGCAGGUUUGUGCUUUAUAGGCCUUUCGUACUGUAGUGAACGAUAGGUCAAUGUGCAUGUGACAAUGGACUCGGAUCUUUUCGACCCGGAAGAAUUUGAAGCCUCCGCUGCGUCCCAGAAUACUAUAGACGACUAUAGCCUGCAUGGUGCUGCACAAUACGAUGAGUUAAAGCAAGGUGCGAAGAUGGUCCGCGACGUUAUCUCGGGCGACUUUAACUCCGGCGCCGGCAAGCAAACAGAAACCGGCGUUUCGUCCUUGAUCAUCAAUCGACCGCCGGUAGUCGCUACUGUCGUGAAACUGCUUGCCUCGGAAACGGCCCUCUCUCUCCCCCAGACUCCGAAAGUCCGUGCAGACGAAAAUGGUAGAAGUCCAAAGCGUCGUAAACUGCACCGGGAUACCUCUUCGGACUCGCGAAGAAAAGUGGAUGAGAAGGAUGGAGUGGACAGCGGGGACGAGAAGAUCGGGCAUGAGCCAAGACCUACGAGCCAAAGCACUUUGAGAAGUGCCCUUCCAAUCGAUGCUCCGAAGCCGAAGCCAUCGAAACGAAAUCCGUUAUACCCCUCGUGGCCUAAUGAAAACUGCCAUACCGGUGCAGGUACUCAAGAGUUCAUUAAAGGAGGCAUUCGGCUCCGAAAGGGAUUUUCGUUCAAACGCGUAUCGUUUGAUAAAAGCUGCUCACCGCCCACCUUCGUGAAUGUCAAGAAAUGGUUAAUACCGACGGAAGGGAAGCUUCCAGCUCCCAAGGUCAUCGAGAACACGGAGGCACACACAUCCGCAACUUUGGACAUUUUUCCGAUGACUCCGUCUUCCCUCUUCGAGUACCUGCAGCAAUUGUACGAUUCACCAACAUUACAGUGUGCCCCUUGCAAGUCUCUAUACGACUGCAUCCCGAGCUGGCAACCGCAAAGUCAACCCUCUUCGGACUUCCUUGAUACUGGUUCGACCACCUCCUUUUUUCCGAAUCCUGGCUCCGGCUCUGACCCAACAGUCACUCUGGCAAUGUGGUUAGAUGAGUGGAAAACAGCGAAGGGGUGUGAUCGAGAUUCGCGGGAACAGAGCAAACAGCGUUCAAUCAAGAGGCAUCGUUCGGAUUCCACAGGCCGUGACUUCGCUUCCUCUGAUGAGGAGUACUACGAUUCAGACAGCGAUGGAGGUGGACAGCCAACCUCACCGGAGCACUUGAUGCUGAUUGGCCCACCCGGGGUAGGUAAAACAUCGUUAGUCUACGCCAUAGCGGGCGAAAAAGAUUUCGACAUUAUCGAGAUCAACGCGGGACAGCGACGGAAUGGAAAAGACAUUCUCAUCGCUGUCGGAGAAGCCGUUAACAAUCAGAACAUUGAACAGCUUGGGAAGGUGGCGGAGGGGAUAAACAUCCAGCGCAUGUUCGCAGCAAUCAGUGAUGCACCACCACCUACCUCCAAGCGGAAAGGAAAGGAUGCAGCAGCCAAAGGGGCAGGCGCCAAACGUACCGGCCGAACUAAAGCACGGGCAACUGGCAAAUCGCGGAAGCGGAAAUCUCGCCAACAGGCCGGCGCAGUUGAGAAUUCAGGGCGUAAUCUCCGUAGCUUCUUCACGCCAAAGAAUUGUGAGGGAGCGGAGACCGAGUCUGAAGAGCCCGUUUCAUUAGAAAGUGCCAGCGAGGACGUGGACAUUGAUGUAGAAGGCCUUGGCGACACCUCGAGAGGUCUUCCGCCAGCGAUUGACGCCGCCAGCGAUCUUCCUUCGCCUCCAUCGACCAAAGGAACACUAAGAAAGAGGCUCGUCCUCCUCGACGAGGUGGAUGCUCUAUGCGAAGCUGAUCGUGGUUUUUGGGGGAGUGUGCUUACAUUGCUUCAUAAAAGCAAAUGUCCUAUCAUAUUCACCUGUAACUCGAACCCAUUGACUCCAAGUAAUCAAAUGAUUCCCAAUGGCAUAUUGUCGGGGCUCGUCAAUCUGAUUCGGCUGGUCCAAAUACAAUGGCCAAGCACAAAACAAGUCGCGUGCUAUCUACACCUAAAAUGCUUGGCAAGCGGAUACUGGUUGACUGACACGAAGCCUCUCGCGCUCAUCGCCCAAGCAUAUCGCGGAGACGUGAGGAAGUGUUUGACCCAUUUGGCACUAUAUACGAGAAGCUUGUCGGGCGAGGAAGGCAAGCCGGAUGCAGCCUCCGCCGAAUCCACCUCAGAAACUCUCCGUGGUUUCAAGGUCAUUUCUCUCGGGGUUCCUUUCAUAGGAGGAUGUCAUCGGAACACCGUGGGCCAACUUGCGAGUUUGCCUCUUCCUCAAACGAACGGAAUAUCCCGCAUGCCUACCAAAGCACACCUUCCUGCUGGGGCUCUUUUGGAGUUACUCACGCCAUAUAUCAAGGAGGCCGAUGCACUGGCGCUUUACGACAUUCUCGCCAAUAGUAGGGUCAAGAGCUUCAAUGGUUUACUGGUGGGUCUUUGCGGCGUUUCACCGGGAACACGCCAAAACUGCGUGCGUUUUGCUGAACUCAACUUCAGCACGCAGAACCUGAAGUAACUGGCCAAACCCAAGAUACAGAUGCUGAUGCAUUUUUUGGAAGCUGUCCCAUCAUAACGUCCUGGCCAUCUGGGAAUAGCUGGCAGGAUGCUGAAGGCAUUGACUCGUACGCAGAUUUCUUCGCGCACUC